Molecule: messenger RNA, 558 nt
Organism: Cladophialophora bantiana CBS 173.52
Lineage: Eukaryota; Fungi; Ascomycota; Eurotiomycetes; Chaetothyriales; Herpotrichiellaceae
Exons: 2
Coding region: 1-558 (185 amino acids)
Source: RefSeq, a predicted model, not a curated record
AUGCAAGCUGAGAUCGCUCAGGUUCUUGAUGAACACCACACCGAACAGCUCCUUCACUACCAUAAAACCCAGAAUUUCGUCGACCAGGUCUCGCGCGAACAGGCCGUCUACCAAAAGAAACCCGGUGACAAAAGAGAAAAGCAAGCCGAUUUCACGAUCGUUCGUGUGAAAGCCAAGUUCAAUCGUGACAAAUCCAAAGAAGAGGUUGAAAAGGACAUAGAGAAUGCGACUUCCUAUGCUGUCAAGCAAGACGUGCUUCCAGCACGAAUUCACGUCGUGGCCAUCAGCAUAAGCAAGUUCGGAUUCGAGGAGAUGAGCAAAAUCUUCCAGCACAUGCCGAUGAUUAUAGCGCGCUACCGCGACUGUGGGACGCCGGUGCGCUUAUGGAUGCAAGCAUUCAAUUACUCAAUCGAUGGAGAGGCCCAUAAUGAUAGGCAGGUCCCGGUCGGCUCAGCGCCUGGUGGCUGGGGUAACGGCGAUGGUCUACGAACGCAAUCGCGAGUUCCAGAGCAUGAAGCUCAAGGAGUAUGCGGCAAAGAGGAAUCAGGAUCUAGCUGA